Messenger RNA from Anopheles coustani, 4387 nucleotides. RefSeq lists its product as uncharacterized. Lineage: Eukaryota; Metazoa; Arthropoda; Insecta; Diptera; Culicidae. The record is from RefSeq and is a predicted model, not a curated record. Gene Ontology annotation, cellular component: nucleus. The transcript is spliced from 7 exons. Gene Ontology annotation, biological process: transcription by RNA polymerase II. Bases 2 to 3832 code for a protein of 1276 amino acids.
GAUGAUCAAAAGACCCUCGAAAAAAGACAGUGAAAAUGAAAUUUUGCGCAUGCAGCAGGAAUUUUACGCGGAGCAAAACCGAGACGCUAACUUUCAACCCGCUGCCAAAGUGAUUCGGAUGCAACGUGAUGGGACAAGUGAACGACCAGAAAGUGCCUCUUCCAGUGGCAAUGUUCGUCAAUCGGAAUUCGCAAAACGCCGCGCACAACGCUUGCAGGCGAUGCAAGCAACGGUCGAACCGACUGAGAAAAUGGACGUCCAGGAUGGGAAAGAUGAAGCAGAGGUUGAGCCCGCGGAGGAGGAGGCCACCUUAGAAUCGUAUGUUAUGGGUGAUGUAGUUGAACGCCAACCGGGAUAUGUUUUUAAGGCAAGCGUUUCCCAGCCUGAUGGCUCUUUCCCCCGAACCAUGCACAUUACCGCAUACCCAAUGCGCGCUAAACCAGAAGGCUCAAAAAAGAGUCUGUUCGCGCAAAUGAUUUCAAAAGGAAAAGAGGAUCCCGCAAAAGUGACCGAAAACACUCCGGACGAGACUUUAGAAUAUGAGGAACCAACCGGCAGUUCGCUUCUGGAAGGAUGGGACGCAACGGAAAUACACAACGAAAACAUGCGAAAGCUACAGCAAAUGUCGGCUGGGGAAAUUAACAUAGAAAGAGACCAUCUUCUCAGUACUCUUGAUCCGAAGCUGAUAGAGUUUAUUAAGUCGCGUAAAAAGCAGGCUCCUUCUGGGAAUGAUAACUCAACCGAAAAACAACCAGUUCUCAGCGAAACUGUUCCCGCUCCGAGUAUUAUUCCAGCCGGAAUGGAGGUGUUGCGCGAGAAGGGCGCCGAGCAGUGGAUUAACUUUGACGUUUUGGAGCCGGAAAAGUUGGAGUGGACCAAGGAUAUCGAACGGAGCAUGAAGGAACUCAAGCCCGGAGAAUCCUAUGAGGCCCGUUUCGACUGGAAGGGUGUCCUGCAACCGUACGUUUCAGAAGAGAGUGGUAAAAAGAAAGACGAUCGCGAGCUGUACCUACACGGAGAAGAUGCACAACGUCCCGGGUACACGUUGCAGGAGUUGUUCCGUUUGGCCCGGUCAAACGUUCUACAGCAGCGCAUUUCCGCACUGGGAGCGAUCGCGGGAAUACUGCACAUCAUGAACCAAGGAUUCUACGAUGGCAUUCUUGAGCUUCCCGUCUCAAAGGUGUUUUUCUUUCUUCGUUUCGCGCUGGACGAAAACACUCCGUCUGUGGUGGAGGUAGCAUCGCGAGCCUUGGCAAGCCUUUUCUACAACGAUACCGACGAGAUUUUGCUCGAUACGGUGUUUGACUCCGAGUACGGUAUGGUUCAACCUCAGCUGGCCCUCAACAUAACGCACAGUCGCGAGGAUGAAUUGAAGCAACGUGAAUCAGAGCUACAGGCUGGGUUUGGUGCAUUGAACCUUGGUGGUGGAAACCGCGCAUCACCGACGCCCAGGUUCAAAAGCAACCUUCCGGAGGAUGAUCCGGACGACGUGCACAAUCGAGAAACGAUGAACGACUUUCACCUGGCUGAAACAGAUCUCGUCGAAUGCCUGUUGCGUACGAACAUCCUGGAGCGCAUUCGGUAUAUUCUGUUCUCCAUGAAACCGGAGGGGGCUACCGUCAUCAAUUGCACAAAGAUUUUGAUUCGUUUGGCGCGUACUAGCGAACAGAUUGCGUUGAAAAUAGCUACCAACGAACCGCUCGUGGGAGGACUGAUAAAGAACUAUCUUACGUCGAUCUACAGCAGUGAUGAUCAUCUACCUCAACACGUGGUGUUGAAGCUGGUGAGACUUCUGUGCGGCUAUCGGCAAACCUUUUACGCCCAACAUCUGCACCGAUUCCAUGUCGUCAGUUUGGUGAAGCGGUUCGUUUUCUGUCGCAAGGAUAUCGAUAUCAAAAUGAUCCAGAUACAGAUCGAAGCGUUCCGAUUUUUCCGUCUUCUGAUGCAGUGUAAGCCGGAUGAAGAACUGUACAGCGAACUUUGGCCAGCCCUGUGCUACCUGCUCGAGUGGCACUAUCAGCAUCUCAUUUUCGACGAGACUGGCUCGUUCAUCAUCCGUCAGCACUGCGUCGCCUUGUUAGCCCUAAUUGGGCCCGGAUUGCAGUCGGGUGCAGGAGCAGCAGCGAGUUCUUCCGAUGCAACCGGUGCGACCCGUCACCGGCAGCUUUGUGAUAAGCUAUUUGCCUGCUUUUCGAAGUGGUUCACUGCAGCCCAGCGGGGUGGAGCUAACGAGUUUUCGCAAAAGCUCCUCCUGGCCGCAAGUCUGUGGGUAGCGGGUUUAGCACGAUUCCUAGCCGAUGCAGCGUUUCUGGAAUUCUUCGGGCGGUUUUUGCUUCCUUUCCUGCGCAGUGAUCGAUUUGAGGAAAUUACUAGACCGUUAAGUUCAACAUCGCUCAUCUUGACUGAUUUCGUUGACCGAACCCAAUACGGUAUAUCGUCCCUGCCGACGCUGGGUGCGGUUCAGCUACGGCGCUCGCAAACCAUCCCGAUGCUAGUGGUUACGACGUCCUAUCCCGUUUUCUUCCUACACGCCCUAUUGGGUCUGUUGCUUCAGGAACAAUCGACGCCGAACCCGUCCAGUAUGGCAUCACUUUUCACCGAGCUAAAAGACCUGCUCUUUGGGAACGCCGCUCACCGGCAAUAUUUCACCGAACUCAUCACGAUCGGCCACAAGCAUCGAACGCAAACUGUUCCGACGACGGAACCGACCGGCGGCGGAGAUGGAGCUUUGGUUUGCAACUGGUUCGCGCAAACCAUCGAACGGCGGUACCUUCUCGACGUGCUGCGACUUAGGACCCUCGAAACGAAGUCGCUGAGGUUGGGGAUCGACGUGCCGAACGACCACGAAUCGGCCGCGAAAACGAUGACACUACAGCUUGCGUUUGCCGCUACGUUGUCCAUAAGCGAAGCGUUCUAUCCUGCGCUGGUGCAACUUUUCGACGACAUCCUUUUCGUGGCCGGUUACUAUGACACCCGGACCUGCUCGGAACUGGCGAUAACCGGGGCGGAUUUGCAGCGAUGGAAACUGAACUACAAAUUGCUCGCACAGAGAGCGAUUAAAAAUGAGGACAACAUGCGACACGAACGGAGUGGUUUCACUGUUACCGAAUGGAGGACUCCAUUGCUGUGCCAAAGUUGGCCGUACAGUCCGCUAUACUUGAUGGUCGAAAAGUUAGAAAAAGGUGCCCCCCAGUUGGAAGUGUUAUCCGAGCCGGUUAUCAUCGGAACUGGGUUGCGAUUCUCCGAGCUGGUUGAGGCCAGCGGAAUCGUCGUCGCGUGUCCCACCGAGCGGCUGAUGUAUCUGCUGGCCGCUUUCAUGGGACCGGAUUCGAAGUUCCUCGAGCCAGAUCUAUCGGCGCUGAUUGGACGGCGACUGGCGGCUCUACGGACGCUGAUGAGAACACUUCCGGUGUCUGGGAAACCCGUACGGUCGUUUAACUUGGAGUCGGUAAUGCUCGAGGGCAAGAAAAGCUUCUACGGACUUUAUCAGCUGGCGCUAGAUGUGUUCCAGAGCUCCAGCUACGGUCAUACCGGGUUCGGCAGCCUGUUGAUGGCACCAUUGGCCCAGAAGUACGACGUCCGGUGGCGCAACAUGGUGUGGUCGGAGUACGUGGCCGUGCUGCGAUUUAUCACCUGCGACGAACCCGAGCUUUUCGACGACAUGGUGGACUACCUGCGACCAGAGGAAAGCGACGCAAUGCUCCUACGAGCGUACGGCCAAGCGUUGAACUCCAAUCUGCUCCGGGUCGGAUCGAUACCGCAUCGUGUAGCCCAACAUCACGUUCAGGCGUUCCGGUCGAAGGCGAAAGUGACGCACCCGCCGGGGGAGUGAUGGUCAGAUGAAACUAGACGUGCCGGACCAGGUCGAGUGGGUGGGUACGAGUAUCGGUUACAAUAAAUAAAGUGUGAAAUACGGCUAGGCUGUUGACUUUUGCCUGCUUCCAGGGACUUUCGUUUGUAAUGAAUUUAUCGCCAAUCUGACCCGUGGCCGCGUUCCAGUCGUUGAACGGAGCUGAUAUCCGUCUGUAAUCAGGGUAAAAAGGUAAGAAAAAAUGAUGUUUAUCCGCUCGGAAGAAGGCAGGCGUUUGUGCUGUAGGAAAAUGCUAUUUUAUCCGGUUGCUUUCACACUGCCGAGGGUGGGCAACCUUCGGCGAAGAUGCCUUUUUUUUGUCGCUAUCUGUCCGUAACCAAAUGCUUUGCAGUUCACAAAACAUGACUGCAUCCCUCGAUGGGGUUCGCGUGUUGCUGGCAAUUUAUUUAAAUUAUGCUACAAAAGGCAGCUACCGAUCCAUGGCGUUGUUUUAAUUACGUGUCCUUUGCACACUCGCACCUUCCAAGAUGUCGGUUUAGAUUCUUACGCUUCGAUACGUGCGACAGGGAAAUUCGG